This is a messenger RNA of Lampris incognitus (smalleye Pacific opah), 5170 nucleotides long. RefSeq names its product zinc finger E-box binding homeobox 2b (gene zeb2b). Gene Ontology annotation, molecular function: RNA polymerase II cis-regulatory region sequence-specific DNA binding; DNA-binding transcription factor activity, RNA polymerase II-specific. NCBI's taxonomy places the organism in Eukaryota, Metazoa, Chordata, Actinopteri, Lampriformes, Lampridae. Gene Ontology annotation, biological process: anatomical structure development; regulation of transcription by RNA polymerase II. The record is from RefSeq and is a predicted model, not a curated record. The coding region runs from base 821 to 4414 and encodes 1197 amino acids. The transcript is spliced from 10 exons.
CCGGUGUCGUCCUAUCGGUCUGUCAUUUUAAGGAGAAGAAGAAGAAGAAGAAGAAGAAACAACAUCCUUACGUGAUGAUUGCAGUCUGCAUGGACGCUUUCCAAGUUUCUUCAAAAUACGCGGCUUAUAUUGUGGCUCUCGCUUCAUGCGUCGAAGCCCGGCACAGUUCAUUUCACCCGCUUCAGAGAGAGGCGGCUUAGAGAAAGAGAGAAGAGUGAGAGGAAAAAAAGAGAGGGAGAGGGAGAGAGAGACGGACAAACGGAGAAAGGGGGGAGUAAAAAAAAAAACCAAAAAAAAAAACUUCACGUUCGCCCAGAAGAUGCUCACGUUUGGCUCUCCUCAAUUAUCCCCUCCCGUGAAGAUAGGUGGCGCGUGUUUCAGGGUUCCGUGUUAUACGGCGAAGAAAAGGAGGAAAAAAAGAAAAGAAUGUCAUUAGGAGAGGCGUAACACGUCAGUCCCUACCCAGGUUUGUUUCCUGGAGUGGGUGUAAGACAUCAGUUGUAACCUGCCUAGCAGGAAUAGCGGUCCCUCCUCCAACUAUUUCUAAGGCUUUAUCAUCACCGUUGGAACAGGAUCCGCUACUCGUCCCCGUUUCUCACCGACGCGCUCCCACAUCACUUCCCGCGACCCGUCGACGAGAUAGCCCCAUUCAAACAGAACAGAUCUCGAGCCUGCGUGCCGCGCCGAACCAGGGGGGAAUCGAGUCCAUGCGAGCUGCCAUCUGAUCCGCACGUAUCGAUGAAGCAAGAGAUCAUGGCGGAUGGCCCCAGGUGUAAGAGGCGAAAGCAAGCCAACCCCAGGCGGAAAAACGCACUGAACUAUGAGAAGGGUGGUGGAGACGGGCUCAGAGACGGAGGAGGAGGACAAGCUCCCCGUGUCCGAGGAGGAAGCCCAGAUCAACGGCACAGGCAGCCCGGCCAGCCUCACCAACCCCGAGGCCUCCCCGCGGGCCGAGAGCCACGGCUUGCUCGCCAAGGAUGAAGAGGACGAUGAGAUGAGGGACAGUGGUGUGGAGCACAUCUGGCACGACAACGACAUGCUCAGCGCCUCGGUCGAUGGUACCGAUGAAAUGAAGGAUGAUUUUGACGCCCUGGGGCCCGACGCCACUCUUCAGGCGGUUGGAAAUGGUACAGUCAAAAACGUCGAUUGCACUUCAGAACUGGAGGAGUUCUUCGCCAAGCGGAAGCUGGACGACAGCGAGAGCCACGUAGUGAGCAUCGCAGAGUACCUCCAGAGGGGCGACACCGCCAUUAUUUACCCCGAGGCCCCCGAGGAGCUGUCUCGCCUGGGGACCCCGGAGGCCACGGGGCCAGAGGAGAAUGACCUGCCACCUGGAACGCCAGAUGCCUUCGCCCAACUGUUGACCUGCCCCUACUGCGACCGGGGCUACAAGCGCUUGACAUCGCUGAAGGAGCACAUCAAGUACCGCCAUGAGAAGAACGAGGAGAACUUCGCCUGCCCGCUGUGCAACUACACCUUCGCCUACCGCACGCAGCUCGAGAGACAUAUGGCCACGCACAAGCCGGCAAGGGAUCAGCACCAACUGCUCAACCAAGGGGCCGGGAACCGCAAGUUCAAAUGCACAGAAUGUGGAAAGGCCUUCAAAUACAAGCACCAUCUGAAAGAGCACCUUCGGAUCCAUAGCGGUGAAAAACCAUACGAAUGCUCCAACUGCAAGAAGCGCUUCUCCCAUUCUGGCUCCUACAGCUCCCAUAUCAGCAGCAAGAAGUGCAUUGGCCUGAUUGCCAUCAAUGGGCGGAUGCGCAGCAACAUGAAAACGGGCUCCUCUCCCACCUCUGCUUCCUCCUCGCCCACCAACACAGCCAUCACGCAACUGCGGCAGAAGCUGGAGAACGGCAAGCCGCUGGGCCUCCCGGAAAACAACAACCACCUGAACAUCAAGACAGAGCCGCUGGACUUCAACGAUUAUAAGCUCAUGAUGGCAUCCCAGGGGUUUGGCACUCCAGCGCCCUUCAUGAAUGGAGGGAUGGGUGGGAACAGCCCUCUGGGGGUUCACCACAACUCCACUGCCCAGAGUCCACUGCAUCACCUUGGGAUGGGGGUGCUGGAUUCACAGCUUCUGGGCUACCCGGGGUCGCUGGGGAACAACUUGAGCGAGGUGCAGAAGGUCCUGCAGAUAGUGGACAACACUGUGUGCAGGCAGAAAAUGGACUGUAAGCCAGAGGAGCUCUCCAAACUCAAGGCCUAUAUGAAGGAGCUAGGGUCCCAGAUUGAGGAGCAGAAACACGGGUUGACAUCACCCGGGGGCCCCCCAGUCGGUCUUCCGGUGGUCAACCACAAUGGUGCCACCAAAAGCAUCAUCGACUACACGUUGGAAAAAGUGAAUGAAGCCAAAGCCUGCCUCCAGAGCUUGACAACGGACUCAAAGAGACAGAUCAGCAAUAUCAAACGGGAGAAAUCCAACCACAUGCUCGAAGGAGGCAUGGAGGAGAAGAUGCAGGAAAACAACAUGUUUACACCUUUUGCGUGCCAAUACUGCAAAGAAACCUUCCCUGGUCCAAUACCUUUGCAUCAACACGAACGCUACCUAUGUAAAAUGAAUGAAGAGAUCAAAGCUGUUUUGCAGCCCAGUGAGAACUUGAUGCCGUCCAAACCAGGGAUCUUCAUGGAGAAGAAUGCCCAUGUUCUCUCCUCCAUGUUGUCAGAGAAGGGACUACCUAGUCCCAUCAACCCAUACAAGGACCACAUGUCCGUGCUGAAGGCAUACUUUGCCAUGAAUAUGGAGCCCAACUCGGAGGAGCUGCUCAAGAUUUCCAUCGCAGUCGGCCUGCCUCAGGAAUUUGUCAAGGAGUGGUUUGAGCAACGGAAAAUGUACCAGUACGGCAACACAAGGACUCCACCGCUGGAGCACAGGAACAACAUAGAAAUGGUCAUGGGGAUGAACAACCACCACACCCCACCAAAGGACUCUAUGGCAGUCAGGUCGCCGGUAUCACUAAUCAAACCCUCCGACCGCAUCACAUCACCUGCCAUUGGUGAGCUCCAUAACAAUGUCAACAAUUGUGAUGGCGUGCUCAGACAUUUGAGAAACAACCAACAGUUCAGCAGCAACGGCAAACCCAUGGGUGACAAGUUGGACCAUUCGCGCAGUAACACGCCCUCUCCGUUAAACCUGUCCUCUGCAUCUUCCAAAAACUCCCACAGCAGCUCAUACACUCCCAACAGCUUAACUUCUGAAGACCUGCAGGCAGAGCCGCUGGACUUGUCUCUGCCGAGACUCAUGAAGGAGCCCAAGCAUGCACUGACUGUCAAAAGCCGACCGAAAGUCAACAUUACCAUCGACCAUAACAGCAUCCCCUCUCCCCGUGAGCACUUCGAAGAGCCUUUGAAUUUGGCCUAUUUUAAGAAGGAUUUCUCAGGCUCUACCAACAAUGGAAACCUUGAAAAAAGCACUAGCCCCAUCUUCGGCAUUAAUCCUUUUGCUGCCAAGCCCUUGUACACAUCCCUUCCUCCUCAAAGUGCGUUCCCGCCAGCUACGUUUAUGCCUCCAAUGCAGGCCACCAUACCAGGUCUCAGGCCUUACCCGGGCAUGGAACAAUUAGGCUUCCUGCCACACAUGGCCUACACUUAUGCAACAGGGGCAGCUACAUUUGCUGAGCUACAACAGAGGAGGAAAUACCAGCGGAAACCAGGUUUCCAGGGGGACCUUCUAGAUGGUACACCAGACUACAUGUCAGGGCUGGAUGACAUGACAGACCCAGACUCCUGUCUGUCGCGGAAGAAGAUUAAGAAGACUGAAAGUGGUAUGUACGCGUGUGACUUGUGCGACAAAACAUUCCAGAAGAGCAGUUCCCUUCUAAGACACAAAUAUGAACACACAGGCAAGCGGCCGCAUCAAUGCCAGAUCUGCAAGAAGGCCUUCAAACACAAACACCAUCUCAUAGAGCACUCCCGGCUGCACUCGGGGGAGAAACCCUACCAGUGCGACAAAUGCGGGAAGCGCUUCUCUCACUCGGGCUCCUAUUCCCAACACAUGAACCACCGCUACUCCUACUGCAAGCGGGAGGCCGAGGAGCGGGAGGCGGCCGAGAGGGAGGCGCGGGAGAAGGGCCACCUGGAGCCCACAGAGCUCCUGAUGAGCAGGGCCUACCUGCAGGGCAUGACCCCUCAGGGUUACCCAGAUCUGGGGGAGCGUGAGGCCAUCCUGCGGCACGAGGCGGUGAACGGCGUGAUGAGGGAGGGACGGAAGGAGGCGGAAGGGGCGUACGCCAAGAUUGGAAGGAGGGAGGACGAAUUUGAGGAGGAGGAGGAAGAGAGCAAGAGCAUGGACACGGACCCGGACACGUUGAGGGACGAGGAGGAGAAUGGAGAGCACUCGAUGGACGAUAGCUCGCUGGACGGCAAAACGGAAACCAAAUCGGAUCACGAGGACGCCAUGGAGGACGGCAUGUAAUCACUGAUGGCACUCAAAAGCUUCCCAUCUUAAUGUUCUUUUCUUUUUUUCUUUUCUAUUCUCUCUUUUUCGGUUCAGUAUUACCCGCUCGGUUUAAAAAACACGCUGCUGUGUUUUUGAGCUGUACGUGCACGUGCCUGAAGCUUCCGGGAAGCUUUCUUUCUUUUGGCGGGAGCCCGGAGGGGAAAGAUCGUUUAUGUCUGUCCGAUAAGACAUGAACUCAAAAAUCAAUUUGGACUCCGGGGGGAAAGCGUCGGGCUUUGAGGAUAAAAGGGGCAUGGGUUUGUGAAAUAAGCUGCAUUAUGCAAACAAAACAAUGAAUAAAUGAAUACAUUUCAAAAAAUGUACAGUAUUAAGGCCUAAAAAUAUGUGUGGUGCUAACCUCCUGAAGAAGAAGAAGAAGAAGAAGAAAAAAACAAACCCUGUGUUCCAUAAUAUUUAUAGCACAACUAGUGACUUGUACAAAUUGCACUCCGCUUCUAUAAUCACAAACAAAAAUAAUAAAAAAGUAUUGCCUAUGUAUAUAUUUAUACAGUGUUGGAAAAAGAGCAGUAGUGUGUGCACUGCAGUCCUGCGGUAAAACCUUUUCAUCACUCCGCAUCAUCCUGGGUUCCUCCAUCUCCACGCCACACACGCUCCUCUGGGCCUCAUCGUACAAACGACCGUAUGAAGGAACGGGACAAAAUACCUGUUGUUGUUUUUUUUAUGUUUUUUUUCUUUUUUAAGAUAAUGAAGUUUUAAAGAGACCUUGGUUUU